AUGUCAGUAGUUGAUAGAACAGCUACCCAGGAUUGUAUUAAAAUUUUAAUGUCAAAACAAGACCAUGUUACUGGUAUGGAAACUUGUGAAUUUACAUAUGAAUGGACAAUGAAUGACAUCAAAUAUGACCCGAUAAGAAUUCAAUCGCCAAAAUUUUCAUCUCAUUAUUCUGACUUCAACGAUGAAUGGAUUUUGGAAAUGGAUCCGACUUAUAGAUUGAUAAAUGAAAUGAGAUUACAACAAUUGAGUGCAGACUUGGAAAAACUUUUGUUAAAUGAAAAAUUAGCUGAUGUUACCAUUAAAGUUGGUCAAAAAUCAUUUCGUGCAAUCAAAGGCAUUCUUGGAGCACGCAGUCCUGUUUUUUCUGCAAUGUUCAAUCAUGAACAAUUGAAAGAAAAUAAAAACAACGAAGUGGCCAUUGAAGAUAUUGAAGAAGACGUUUUUGAAGAAUUUUUACAUUUUAUUUAUACUGGUGAAUCACCAAAUGUUGACAAAAUGCCAAUGGAACUACUUGCUGUUGCUGAAAAAUAUCAAGUGGAUUGCCUGAAAAAUAUUUGUGAAGAAGUAAUUUGUGAAUCGAUAAAUGUUGAUAAUAUUGCAAGUAUAAUCGUUUGUUCUGAUAGAUAUAAUCUCAAAAAACUAAAUAAAAAAUAUUUAGAAUUUAUGAAAACAAAUUUACGAGAUGUUGCGGCAAAUAAAACAUUUCAAACUUGGAAACUUUUGUUAAAUGAAAAAUUAGCUGAUGUUACCAUUCAAGUGGGUCAAAAAUUAUUUCCUGCAAUCAAAGUCAUUCUUGGAGCACGCAGUCCUGUUUUUUCUGCAAUGUUUGAUCGUGAACAAUUAAAAGAAAAUAAAAACAACGAAGUGGUCAUUGAAGAUAUUGAAGAAGAUGUUUUCGAAGAAUUUUUACAUUUUAUUUAUACUAGUGAAAUGUGA
Molecule: messenger RNA, 936 nt
Organism: Aphidius gifuensis
Lineage: Eukaryota; Metazoa; Arthropoda; Insecta; Hymenoptera; Braconidae
Product: speckle-type POZ protein-like B
Exons: 3
Coding region: 1-936 (311 amino acids)
Biological process (GO): proteasome-mediated ubiquitin-dependent protein catabolic process; regulation of proteolysis
Cellular component (GO): cytoplasm; nucleus
Molecular function (GO): ubiquitin protein ligase binding
Source: RefSeq, a predicted model, not a curated record